Molecule: messenger RNA, 1762 nt
Organism: Petromyzon marinus (sea lamprey)
Lineage: Eukaryota; Metazoa; Chordata; Hyperoartia; Petromyzontiformes; Petromyzontidae
Product: putative serine protease K12H4.7
Biological process (GO): proteolysis
Molecular function (GO): dipeptidyl-peptidase activity; serine-type exopeptidase activity
Source: RefSeq, a predicted model, not a curated record
CCCCGCGAUCAGCUGUUGACGAGGAAGCGCAUCCAGACAGAGCCCCCAAGUCACCGCGUGUCUCGCCUCUCGCCAUGGCCUCGCUCUGCAUCAGCGCCCGCGGUCGACGCUCCGCGCUGGCUUUGCCGUCGCCGUCGCCGCUGCUGCUGCCCCUGCUGCCCCUGCUGCUGCUCCUCCUCUGCUGCGGCUGCAGCUGCUGGGGGCAGCUGCGCGGGGCAGCGUCGGGGUCGCAGCCUUCGAGGUGGAGGUGGUGGAGGAGGCCGCCCGUGGCGGCUCCCGAGGCCUCCGCGGGGCUGUGGUUCCAGCAGAGGUUGGACCACUUCAACGCGGCCGACGCGCGGUUGUGGAGCCAGCGGUACUUCAUGAACGACACGUUCCACAAGCCCGGGGGCCCCGUCCUGCUGAUGGUCGGCGGCGAGGGCCCCGCCAACGCGGCGUGGAUGUGCCAGGGCACGUGGCUGGAGUACGCCCGUCGCCUCGGAGCCAUGUGCCUCAUGCUGGAGCAUCGCUUCUACGGGCAGAGCCACCCCACGGCCAACGUGAGCGUGGAGAACCUGCGCUACCUGAGCAGCGAGCAGGCGCUGGCCGACCUCGCCCACUUCCGGCGCGAGGUGAGCGUGGCGCUGCCCCGGCUGGCGGGUGCCAAGUGGGUGGCCGUGGGGGGCUCCUACCCCGGAUCGCUGGCCGCGUGGCUCCGCCUCAAGUACCCCCACCUGGUGCACUCGGCCAUCGCGAGCAGCGCGCCACUCAACGUCACCGUCAAUUUCCCCGAGUACCUGGAGGUGCUGCGGCGCUCUCUGGAGGCGUACGACGUCCAGUGCGCCGCCAGCGUGAAGGAGGCGUCCGACAGAGCCGUGCAGCUGCUGGGCGAGAAGCAGUACGAGAAGAUCGGCAAGGACUUCGGGCUCUGCGAGCCUCUGGACGUGCGGUCGGACGCGGACUCUGCCUAUCUGCUGGAGACCCUCGCGGGCUUCUUCAUGGACGUCGUCCAGUACAACGAAGACAACCGUGCCUUCGAGGGGGCGAAGGGCACGAACGUCACCAUCAGCGUGCUGUGCGCGGUGAUGCGCGACGCGGCGCUGGGCGGUGCCUACGAGCGCUACGCGGCGGCCGUGCGCCUCACUAGCGAUGCGCUCGGGGUGCCGUGCGUGGACGCCAGCUACACGGGGUUCCUGCGAGACAUGCGCGGGCACUCGUGGGACGGCCCCGCCGUCGCGUCCGGCGGCCGGCAGUGGGUGUACCAGACGUGCACGGAGUUCGGGUUCUACCAGACGACCGACUCGGCACAGCAGCCCUUCUCUGGAUUCCCACUCAGCUACAAGCUGCAGCAGUGCGCCGACGUGUACGGGCCCGAGUUCGACGCGGCGGCGGUGGCGGCCGCCGUGCAGAGGACCAACGAGGACUACGGGGGCCUGGCGCUGCGGGCCUCUCGCAUAGUCUUCCCCAACGGCUCCCUCGACCCGUGGCACGCGCUGGGGGCCACCCGAGACCUCGCGGCCGACCUGCCCGCCGUCUUCAUCCAAGGGACAGCGCACUGCGCUAACAUGUACCCCGCGACGGCCCAGGACCCUCCGCAACUGACCGAGGCCCGCGCCCGGGUCUUCGACAUUCUGCAAAAGUGGCUGAGCGAAGACGACUGAGCGCGUCGGGCCUCCGGGAACGUGCGCUCGGAGGCUCUUCGGGCGAAAACCCCCGGCGUGAAAACGACGCCGCUCGGUCCCGGGACAGAAAGAAAGAAAUAAAAGCGGAUUCCCACAAUGUG